CUGGGUUCUUUACGAUGAAUCGGGCGAUGGGCCGUCCACCGUUAAGGUGAUUUCACGACAGGUUAGAGACCUUAUCCCGGUUCUGAGUUCACCUACAGCCGCUGCACACUCCGGCCAGACAUGGAGAAAGUUGUCAUUGUAACCGGCGCCAACAGCGGCAUUGGCCUGGCCCUGUGUGAAAGGCUGCUGACGGAGGACAGCCAGCUUCGGUUGUGUCUAGCCUGCAGAAACAUGCAGCGGGCCGAAGCCGCCCGCUCCGCCCUCCUGACCUCUCACACCGACGCUCAUGUGGACUUACUGCACCUUGAUGUGGGCUCUGUGCAGUCAGUGCUCACUGCUGCUCAGGAGGUCAAGGCCAGAUACAACAGAAUUGACUUUCUGUAUCUAAAUGCAGGAAUUAUGCCCAAUCCACAAGUGAAUGUCAAAGCUUUUUUCAAGGGUCUUUUCUCCAGGAAUGUCGUCAACAUGUUUGCGACAGCAGAGGGUCUCUUAACUCAACAGGACCUCCUCAACUCUGAUGGUCUGCAGGAAGUUUUUGCCACCAACCUGUUCGGUCACUUUCUCCUGAUCAGGGAGCUGGAGCCUCUGCUGUGUGAGACAGGUCACAUGUCCAGAGUAGUGUGGACCUCCUCGAGUAACGCUCGCCGCUCUGCCUUCAGCAUGGAGGACAUCCAGCACAGAAAUGGGACGGAGCCCUACAGCUCCUCCAAGUACGCAUCAGACAUGCUCAGCGUGGCACUCAACAGACACAAGAACAGCCAGGGGCUGUUCUCCUCUGUAGUCUGUCCAGGACUGGUGAUGACUAAUCUGACCUACGGUAUCCUCCCCUCCUGCUUCUGGACUCUCAUCAUGCCCAUCAUGUGGCUGAUUCGGAUCUUCACCAACACGUUCACACUUACGGCGUACAACGGAGCAGAGGCGCUGCACUGGCUGUUUCUCCAAAAGCCAGAGUCUCUGGAUCCAAGAUCAAAGUAUCACAGUUUAACAUCAGGACUUGGAACAAACUACACUCAGCCUCGACAGAUGGACAUCGAUGAAGGAAUGUGUGAAGUCUUCUAUUCAAAACUUCUUGAACUUGAGAAAGUAAUCAGGGGGGAAACUGAGAGUAAUGCCGACAAGGCAGCUAAUGGUCUCCGGUAAUGGAAGGUUUUUGCUCUUGUAAAUGAACCAUGUGCAGUUUGUGAUGAAGAACAAUAACAGUGCUCUUAUUAAUUUCAUUUUUGCCAAUUGUACUGUUGAGUUAUGUGUCUUUGUGGGUUUUUUUUUCUGUUUUUCACAUUUUCAUAUUG
Messenger RNA from Chelmon rostratus (copperband butterflyfish), 1289 nucleotides. RefSeq names its product 3-keto-steroid reductase/17-beta-hydroxysteroid dehydrogenase 7-like. Gene Ontology annotation, cellular component: endoplasmic reticulum membrane. Bases 121 to 1140 code for a protein of 339 amino acids. NCBI's taxonomy places the organism in Eukaryota, Metazoa, Chordata, Actinopteri, Chaetodontiformes, Chaetodontidae. The transcript is spliced from 9 exons. Gene Ontology annotation, molecular function: 5-alpha-androstane-3-beta,17-beta-diol dehydrogenase (NADP+) activity; estradiol 17-beta-dehydrogenase [NAD(P)+] activity; 3-beta-hydroxysteroid 3-dehydrogenase (NADP+) activity. Gene Ontology annotation, biological process: cholesterol biosynthetic process. The record is from RefSeq and is a predicted model, not a curated record.